AUGUCUCCAGCCACAAGAAUAGCAGAGUUAGCCGCGUCGAUUCAAAGAAAUACCAGCAAAGUUGAUGAAUAUCUUGCGUCGAAUAACAUUCCUUCUCCUUCUUUUGAUGUUUCCUGCCCCCUCAGACUCUCUCUACCGCCAGACAUUCAAGCUUCUAGAAAUGUUAUUCUUGAAGCAUCGGAUGAGUUAACUGCUCUUAUGCUUGGACCUGUGGAAUCUUUGAUUCCUCCACCAAAUGCUUGGAUAAGUGUGACCGCUUUACAACGAUUUGGGAUCGCUAAAUCGUUCCCCUCAACCCGCACCUCCACCUUCCUCGAAAUCGCCGAAAAAUGUUCCAUUCCUGAAUCCGACGUUCGUAGCUUAAUACGACACGCAAUGUCCUUCUAUAUAUUCCACGAGCCAUCUCCAGGAAUAGUCGCACACACAGCAUCUUCCAAAGCGCUUGCUGAGAUCCCUCCCGUCUCCGAUUUCAUCGGUUUCGUAAGCGAAGAAAUGCUACCCGCUUCCACUCGUCUCGUCGAUGCUAUGAUCAAAUGGCCUGGAUCGCAGGAAUCUAAUGAAUCGGGCUAUGCACUUGUUAAUGGAGCAGAUGUUCCCAUGAUGCAUAUAUAUCAAGGGACUCUAGACGCUCGCAACAAAUGGGAAAAGCAAUGGCUUUUUUGA
This is a messenger RNA of Botrytis sinoallii, 663 nucleotides long. RefSeq lists its product as uncharacterized. The transcript is spliced from 3 exons. Gene Ontology annotation, molecular function: methyltransferase activity. Bases 1 to 663 code for a protein of 220 amino acids. The record is from RefSeq and is a predicted model, not a curated record. Lineage: Eukaryota; Fungi; Ascomycota; Leotiomycetes; Helotiales; Sclerotiniaceae.